AUGGCCCUUUUGGUCAGCCGCGCAUGCAAGGGCUGCAAUCAGCUCAAAGUUCGUUGCCAGCCAGGCCCCUCCGACUCGUCGUCCUGUGCACGCUGUCUGCAGGCCGGCCGCCCCUGCGUGCCGGGCGACAAGCGGCGGAGGCCACGUGACCGGAUUGCAGAGCUCGAGGCGCAGGUGGCCGCGCUGAGUCGGCAGCUGCAGAAGCAACAGCUGGGCGACGCCCCGGUCACCACCAUCAACACCAACACCAGUCCCGCGGCUCGCAAUGUCUACUCGUUCAGCAGCGACCUGCCCACCGGCGAGGCGGCCGUGGCCUUUCUGGAUGCGCGGGUGCCCCGGGCCGCCCAGCAGCAGGCGCUGGACCUGUACGUGAAGCGUCUCUGGCCUCUGGUUCCAUGCUUUUCGUUUUCGUCGUUUUCCUCGCCAGCGGAUAGUCCCCUCGACGCGAUGCGCCGCAGCAAGCCCGUCUUGUUCUUUUCGAUUGUCACAUUCACCGCCCCGGUGUCGCUCGUCCCGCCCGCCGUCCGCAGCGAGCUUUUGCGGGAGGCCAUGUGCAUGUUUGCCGUCGAGCUCAUCUCGAAGCCCAACCGCCGCCUCGACACGGUCUGGUCGCUGCUGGUGGCCUGCUUUUUCUUCCGCGCCCAGAACGGCAGCGCCCACGUCACUGUGCACCAGCUCACGCAAAUGGCGACCAACAUGGCGAUUGACCUGGGUCUCGGCGGCGCGCAGGUGCCCGCGGCGCCCGGCGUGACCCUCUCGUCGACACCCGUCUCGUCCACGACGCCAAGGUCCGUCCCCGAGCUCGAGGCCAUCGAAUACUGCGCUUCGCCAUCCGUACCCGAGGCAGACGCGUCUGCCUCGUCGUCGUCGUCGUCGUCGUCGCCGGCCGCGCCGUACUGUACCGUGGCCGCCCGAGCCGAUGCGCAAUGUGCCUGGCUGGCCUGUUUUGUGUCGGCGUCCAACGUGGCCAUUGGCGUCCGCCGGCCCGACGCCAACGCCCAAUGGACGGCACACCACCAGACGUGUCUCGAUGAGCUCGCACGCACGUUUGACGCGCUGCCUGCGGGCGCCGCACGCGACAACCUGUUUCUGCACAUGGUCCGUGGCGAACGGCUCUGCCAACAGAUUGCCGCGGCCGUCCAGCUAUGCGAGCCCGCGGCCGCGUGGGACGUCGCGGCGCCCGACCAUGCCCUCGUCAUGGCCGACCUGCAGACGGCCAUCGACAACUGGACCGCCGAGACGACGACGGCGCUGGUGCACGCCCCGCCCGGCUGCCGCCGGAGUCACAAGGCGCUGCUGUUCUUCCGCUAUGCGGCCGUCAUCUACCUCCACGAGUCGGUGCUGCACACGCCCACCAACAAGCUCUCCUUUGGCGCGCCCUACCGGCAGGCCAAGCUGGCCAGCGACGACAUUGCCCAUCCGCCCGUCACAGGCAAGCACGUCGCGUCGCUGUACGCCUUGAAAGAUGCCUGUCUCGCCCUGUUGGACCUAGCGUGCAGCGACGUGGACGACGACGACAGUGAGGAGGCCGAGGAGGCCGACGUCACAACGUCCAACGACAGUGCGGGCGCCAACACAAUCACCGCCUUCUUGGCCGACGCCCCCAUUUCCUUCAUCGCCAAGGUGUUCCACGCCUUCUUCGUCCUCGCCAAGCUCCACAUCGCCGUCACCGCCCCCGGCCACACCUUUGGCGCCGUCCUCCGCCCGGCUGAACUGCGCGUGGCGCCCUGCGCGGGCCGUCUGGCCGCCCUGGCCGACUGCGUGAGGCGCCGCAACCCGGACUCGUUCAAUCACCGCAUCCUGGCCUGCGCCGCGGGCGCCGGCGAUUGGUGUGUCGAGUAUGAGGCGGCGCGGACGGGCACCACGAAAACAACCGUAGAGACGCCGCCAGACGAAGAGCAGCCGGCCACCACGGCCGCGGCGGCCACAACGGCCACCACGGCCAACCUGGACUUUGUCAGCGACGCUCCUUUCUUUGCAGCUGGGGAUGCACUCAACCUGUCGAUGCUGGACGCCGCCGCCGACACAGCCAACAACGAUGGCAUGGCCGCAUUACUGUCCGCCUACGGGCCGAGCAGCAGCAUGCUCGACAACGGCGUCGGCUUUGGCGUGGACGAUGCCCAGUGGCAGAUGCUAGAUCGUUAUUUCGGCAGUUACGGCGCGUAA
Molecule: messenger RNA, 2166 nt
Organism: Sporothrix schenckii 1099-18
Lineage: Eukaryota; Fungi; Ascomycota; Sordariomycetes; Ophiostomatales; Ophiostomataceae
Exons: 1
Coding region: 1-2166 (721 amino acids)
Biological process (GO): regulation of DNA-templated transcription
Cellular component (GO): nucleus
Molecular function (GO): DNA-binding transcription factor activity, RNA polymerase II-specific; zinc ion binding; transcription cis-regulatory region binding
Source: RefSeq, a predicted model, not a curated record